Nannizzia gypsea CBS 118893 is the source of this 4056-nucleotide messenger RNA. RefSeq lists its product as hypothetical. Lineage: Eukaryota; Fungi; Ascomycota; Eurotiomycetes; Onygenales; Arthrodermataceae. Bases 1 to 4056 code for a protein of 1351 amino acids. The record is from RefSeq and is a predicted model, not a curated record. The transcript is spliced from 2 exons.
AUGUUCCGUCGCAAGAAGAGCGUCCGCCAUGCUCCUCUAAAUACCAAUCCCUCGCCCUCUGCGCAAACUGCGGCUCUCCAGGCGUUUCGAGCCUCCCAGCAUCCAACUCCCAACCUAUCCUCCUCCGCCGCAGCAGCAGCCCUUCGAAGCCAUACGCCCCCUCCAAUACCCGUCAGAGAUGUCCAGACCAAGCGUAUGCUGCGCAGGAAGCGGUCUACCUCAUCCAUCAGCGGUCCAGCAGGGAACACCCUCCCAGAUGACAAGAAUGGAGGCCUUCGAAGGGUUCGCAGCUCUGGGUCCAUGACUGCCAGGACGUUCAGGGACCAAUCACCUGCGCGAGGCGGUAGUGCUACGUCGAAUUUAAGUGAUAUCAUACCAGUUCCCCCUCUACCACGCGGAUAUGCGGCCUCUCCUCCGCAACGGCCUAGAAACUCGGAGCUACCAGGCGCUCAUGGGAUACCAGCGUCUAACGGGGCCGCGGCUGCUGCUGCAACAGCAGGACGCAGGGCACGGUCAGUGUCCAAUUUGUCUUUGGGGCUGUCCGAUCAUGAAAGGGGUGGAAGUAGGAACUCGAUUAAUUUCUCCUAUCCGAUGAACAGGCCGAACUCGCCCCGGCUAUCAAUUGCGUCGCUAGAUUCGCCGAGGAGAAAUCGACCGUCUUCUCCGAGAGCACAGCAGCAUCAGCAUCAAAAGGUCUCUGCUGAACAAGCGCAUGUACCUUCUACAGCGGCUCCCUCGACAGAUAAGCCGCCUACGUCAAACAAGCCACCGUUGUCAGAGUCUCGACCAACCCUGGUUGAUCAAGCCACACAGGUUGCGGACGAUUCCUUCGAUGAAACACCAUCGUCUCCACCCGGUAGACAGCAAACAGACAACAAGCAGGCAGUAAAGGAGGUUGCUGCUAAACCUCCAUCUACUCAUAAUGAUGGGACACAAACAGAUAACGAUGAUGACAUACGUCAUGCAUCAUCACCACCACCUAUCCUUGCCAGAAGGCCAUCGACAGUCCUAGAGCUCCAGGAAGAAGCCGAGGAUGAACAGCCUAACAAGCAACCUCUAAACCGCCACUCAAGCUUACAUAUCACCAAACAGCGUCAGUCAGUGGAACCUAUCAGACUGAGAGAACCGCCACCCGUCCAGCAGAUCAAAAACCAGGAGAAACGACAUUCACAGUCCCAGGUUCAGGGGCUUGCUGCUCCGCCUCCUCUGGACGUUCUCCAUAUCAGACCUCAUUCCGUCAGUCCAAAUCGGCUCACACGCUUCUCCGAGCAUCUAGAAAUACCAGACUCGGAGAAACAUUUACACAUCCCUCCCCCAAGAUCGCUUUCCCCAGCUAAGCCUGCCCUGAAAUCAACGCCCAACUCUUCCCCAGCGAUUCGCCCCGAGAGACCGGCUUAUCAACCGGGACAACCAGGCAGUGAGACGUCCGAGGGUACCUCCCUGGUCUCUGACGAUGGCUCAAGGGCGGGCUCUAAAAAGAGACAUCCUAAAGUCAGCUUUGAAGACGAGACAGAAGUCAUAGGCCACGGCACCAGCCCUCCUACUUCGCCAGAGUCUCUAACUUCAAGCCCACGGGCGUAUACUACAUCUCGGCCGUGGAGCGACAGUCUCAUUCGAUCAAAACUCAAUGGCGAUGAUUCGAAUGACUUCGAGCUGUUCUUCACUCCACGUCCUGCCCUGCCCUCAUUUGGCAGCAUACGAGGUCGCAAGCCGUCGCGAUCAAGAGAUAUCGAGACCGAUCCAAACCCUGCACUGGGCCUAUCUUCUUCCUCUGCUGACCAUGGAAUUGGUGAGGUCGUUUCUACCACUAGUGGAAGAAACCAGAGCAAACAUGAUGCAAACCCCAACUUACCACUGCCACCUGAAGUGACAUCACUAGAAGGCACCGGCUACAGCUCGCUAUCAGACGACAGUUCAAGCGAUGAAGGUGCAGACCUACGCGAUUUUCCUCCACGCCUCGAUAGCUUAAGGGAUAUAUCUGCGUCAAGGAACACGACUAACCAGGUUAACGGAGCUUCACCACCUCGCCAGACGGAGGCGGCAAACAACCUAAAACCGACUCCCGCGAUAAUUAUUCAGCCCGCUACACCAGGCAUGGAGGAGAUCGCGCACUCCAGACAAUCAUCCCCUGAGAUGCCCAAUGAUGAAAGCCCGCAAGGAAAUAACCCAUAUUUCUCGGCAAAUGAUGCCAAUCCUCAGAGCCGCGAGGUGCAAGAUGAUGAUUCUGAUUCAGGGAAUAGUGUCUAUAGCGAUGCCUAUGAAGACCUUUCAGACAUGGAGGGCGAUAGGUUUGGCUCUAUUGACGCGAUUGUCGAUAGAUCGGUAACAUCCGUGCCGGAGCCGGAGCCGCAGUCGCCAAUUACCAUGCAUUCCCUGCCUCAAGCAAGUGACCAAAAGGACAAGUCAAACGGUUCGGUGGAAUCUCCUGCAUCUUUUGAUAUUGCUCCAGAAAUGCAGUCGCAGUCUACUCAUCAACACCAACCUGAAGGCACUACCGAGGAGGAGGAAAGUCGCCGUGAAGUUCCGUCUACAGCUGAUCCAAUUAAUACAACUGGGAAACCUCUAUUCGAGGAGAAUCUGACAAGGCCACCUGUAGCUUCGACUUAUACGAACUCAAAUGCUGGCUCUUUUGGGCAGUUCAACCGUCACGCACCCGCUCUUCGCCCAAUCCUAGAAUCCAACGCAUCUAGUGGAAAGAAGCCUGUCAAGACAAAUGGAAGAACUGCUCCUACCAAUCGUCCCCAGCGAACAAUGUCAAACGCAAGCGACUCAUCAAGCAGUUUCAAACGGCCUAAGAGACUCCGCUCAACCGGGCGCUAUACUCUACGACGAACGAUGAGAGCCAAUGGCCCUGACCAUGGCAUGGAAGUUCUAUCGGACGGUGGCCUGCCGCCAAAGCCAUUUGACUAUUCACUAAACCACCGACCGUUUUCUUCUAGCGAUAGCCGUCCAAUGAUGCGAACCACACUGCGUCAACCUACAGGCGCCAAUACCUCGAGAUUCUCUGCGUUCACCGGCCGAGGAAAAUCCAUGAGGACAAACGGAUCGUCAUCAAAGCAGCAGCCGUUCAAAUCUAGAUACGAAGAUUCUAGUGAUGAUGAAGCUGGCGCUAUUAAACUAAGACCGGUCCGUGGUAUACCCAAAAGAAAAAAUGAAGCAGACGGGGACUCGACCGAUCUUGACGAUAGUUCCGAGUACGAAACUACAAAGAAUGUUUUGAGGCGGAAGAAGUCGAAUAAGUCGAAUAAGAUUGACACGAGGAAUAUUCAAGAUCCGGCCGUCGCUGCUGCUGUAGCAAGGUUAAUGGCUCCUAGAGACAUUGAACAUUCAGCUGCAGUCUCUGCCAUACCGGGCGCUGAGCAACUCCCUGAAUUCAAUGUGAAGCACAGGAGUUUUCUUUGGCGUCUUCACCUGCCAAAGCAUAAGAUACGUAAUAGAGAGUCAAUAUUACGAAAACCUGACACAGCAUUCGAACAACCAAGGCUGGGCCUGGACAAAGCUAGCAUUACUUCCCCGGCUCUGCCACAGGAAGACUAUUCUCGAUCCACAACUACCACCGCCAUCAAUGGACGUGUAUUGGAGCGUUCGGGAAGUGAUUGGCAAGUAAUAUCACCUAAACUUCAGAAACGAGCUAGCAAACUGGUCCAUCGACCCGCUGCUGAUUCCUGGCCUCUUCGUUCAAACGGGCACACUGCAUCCUCUUUGCAAUCCUCACCCAGCACAACAGAGACAAGAAGGCCGACAGUGUUACCAAUGCAAGACAUCACUAAUGGCAAGGACUCAAACGCUCGCCCUCGGACAGCAGAUAGUGUGGCAGCACAGAACAAUACACCACUUACCAAUGCAACGUCCAUCUCAAACAGCCCAUCAAGCCCGGCCAGAACCGAAAAACCUCUCUGGACAUCUCGUUUCCGGCCCUCGAGGCGUGGCACAGAUGAUAACUCGACUGCAUCAGCGAUAUCAGAUGUGCACCUCUCCUCAUUACGGACGGAGGUUUCCCGACGUGAGAAAAAAGGGAGAUUUCCAAAACUGAAAAAAGUAUUUGGGAUUUCCUGA